Xiphias gladius (swordfish) is the source of this 3924-nucleotide messenger RNA. Its product is annotated as tissue factor-like. Gene Ontology annotation, biological process: blood coagulation. The record is from RefSeq and is a predicted model, not a curated record. The coding region runs from base 119 to 985 and encodes 288 amino acids. The transcript is spliced from 7 exons. Gene Ontology annotation, molecular function: protein binding. Gene Ontology annotation, cellular component: membrane. Lineage: Eukaryota; Metazoa; Chordata; Actinopteri; Istiophoriformes; Xiphiidae.
CCUCAGUCUGAGCAGCUUGAAUCCAGAGGAAGGUUCGAUUUCCAGCUACUUUUCCUGGUGUUAGAUAGUUUGAACAAGAUCAAGGAGCGAAGGAGAACGGAUUUGGGGUUGUACUAACAUGGCAUCUAUGAAAACUGUGCUUUAUCUGGGAGUCUGUCUGUCUGCUUGGAGCGUCACUACUGCAGAUAACAACUAUGCGCUCAGAGCACAGAAUGUUCACUGGGUGUCUCUGGACUUCAAAACCAUCCUAACCUGGAAUACCCCAGCAUCUAACUACACAUACACAGUCCUGUACUCUAUGGAUGACAGUGACUGGAUUGAGUGUCCUGACUGCAGCCAAGUGUCAGAGUCAGAAUGUGAUCUGACCAACUACCUCAUACCCUUUAACAGGUCCUACAAUGCUGACGUCCAAACAGAACCUGCGACAAUGAACUAUAACCAUGACACAGAGGAGUUACCUCACACUUAUUCCUCAAAAUUCAACCCCUAUAGAGAAAGCAACAUCAGUGCUGUGAAAUUCAUUGUGGAGGAUGUAGAUAAGAGCAGAGUAAUUGUCAACAUCACAGAUCCUCUGACCAGUAUCCAUCAGCAAGGGAGGCAGCUCAGCAUCAGAGAUGUCCUCAAAAAUGACCUCAAGUACAAGAUCAGCUACUACAAGUCUGGAAGUACAGGCAAGAGAGACAUCAUAUCUGACUCAAGUAUGGCAGAAGUGACGGAGCUGGAUGCAGGACAGAGUUACUGCUUCAUCGUAGCAGCUUACAUUCCCUCCAGACCAAAAUCCACCCAGUACGGAGCCUGGAGCGAACAGUGUUGUAUACAUGGACACACUACACAGGAGCUGAGUCUUGGAGCGUGGGUUGGUGCAGUCUUUAUCCUGCUCACAGUCAUCAUCAUCAUCAUCAUUACCGUGACGGUCUUCUGCUGCAGAUGCUGCCAACAAAGAAGCAACACCAUGCACACAACUCAGUCAUCGGCACCUGUUUAGUAUGUUUGUGGGUGUUUUGGUGUCUUUCAAAGACAGAGAGCUGGUCUCCCUUCAUUUUUCUAUCUCCUCGCUUUUUUCUAGGAAAACAUUAUUUUACAUUGCUAUGUUUUAUUUUUUUUAGAGUGUAUUGUAGUAAUUAUUUUCUUAUUUCAUUUUAAAAUUUACAUUAAAAGUGAACAUGCAGAAUGCUAUGACAGCUCAUAACAAUUCUGCUUUUCAGGUAAUACUACAUCUUCAGCACCACCUGUGCACUUAUUGCAUUUGUCCAAUGUGUUUUAAAUGGCCCCUGUGGACCCACAAUCCCUAGUACAUCAAAAAUCAUGUAAAGCUUAAUUUUAGAAUAUCGAAUGCUGACCAUGAAAGCAUUGUCAACUUAGAAGAGUUUUGUCAGAAACUAAUUAAGAAGACUCAAAAUUUGGUUUGUCUACUCAUUAGAAUGUAUGAGUGCAGACUAAAUGUAUAACAAUCCCUCACAACUUUAUCCGCAAAUCUUAACUUCUCUUCUUCUUUUAACCCAGUAUACCAGUCCAGUUAACCUCACACUGUUUUCCCCAAACAUGCUUUUCAUCAUUUUAUGUACUGCCAUCUCAACUUCCCCUUAAAGUUCUGUCAGGACCAAAUACAAAUAACUAUGAUCAGUACAGUAACUGAAGCUCUUUUGUGUUAACUACUCUACAAAUCCAUAUUCUACUAUACUUUUAUCCUGAUGUGGUAGAACUCAUUCAAAUUAAUUACUCUAUUUUUUUUGUCACAAGAGUGACUUUUGUUGAACAAAAGGAUGAGAAAGCAAUAAAACAAUAAAAAUGUAAAUGUAAAAAUUUCCGUUAUUUUCUUAAUUUAUUUACAAUAACAUUGAAUAGUAAUGUUUAACAAUCAGCACUGAAUAAGAUUUUAUUUUAACAUAGUUUUAGUAUUAUUAACAAGGUGUCAGAGGUUGAUAUAUCUGAACCCCUUGUCGACUGGUCAGGUCUGUAUCUGACUGAACUGAAACAAAUGAAAGCUGUUUCCUGUAGUGACAAACCCAAAGAGAAUCAUCAACAAUCUCAAAAGCUCAACUCAAAAAGCUCUAAAAAGCUACUGUCUACUACCUGACCAGCAGCAAACAACAGACAGACACAGUCAGAGACCAACUGGUGAACAUAGUGGAGCAUUUAGCAGCUAAAGAGCCAGAUGUUUACCUCAGGAGCUGGUGGAGAGAUGGAGUACUGGACCUAGAUUCAUGAGGUGGACACAAACACCAUUCCAGAUGAAUCAUAAUGUUGCUUUAUGACUGUUGGAUGUGGAAAUAGGCAACUGUUUGAUAACACGUUUUCUGUAGCUACAAGGUGAUGUUGUUUCUGGGUGUUGUACUACUAAGUGGCCAACACAUUAUUAGAGGUAUAAGCUUUAUGUGACACGUUGUGCUUCUUCUAUAGAUAUGAUCAUUUGUUGAUCUGAGAAUGGAAGUGUAUUCUGUUGCAAACUGCUGCUCACAGACAGUAUCUGAUAGUGGUAACUGCUCUGUCCUGUGUCUGGAUAGGCAGCAUUGACACAAAAAAGUGUAAGAUAAAGUAGAAAACCUGUUGGAGCUUGGCCCCUUAGAGACAAGGCAGACCACACGAUGGAAUUACAGAGGAGGUUUAUUUCUUGAGUUUUCCAACAUAUAAUGUUACAUUUAGACAGCAACACAUACUACAUUACAAAUAAAUGUAUUAUCAUCACAUUGUUUUUCAUUGUUUUUAAGUAUCAUUUCACCCAACCAUGGCUUUUAAAGUGCAUACAUAUGUAUCGUAGAAAACACACACACUGGGAAAAAAUGAAAAGCUCCAGAAGGAAUUUUUUCUUCUCUGUCUAACAAUAUUACUGUUCUGACAGCUGCUCUUAUUAGUAUUUUUACCAUGUCCAUGUCUUACUCAUUUAACAGAUAUUAUAAGCAGUAAACAAAGAAAUACAAAAUAAAUUAAUAAAUAUGUCAGUAAAAAUAAUUUAACUGCCAUAAAAUAAAUAAUUGCUGAUCUCGUCAUUUUUACAGUGAACAAAAUGACAUAUUUAUUGUGCUACAUGUGUGUAUGUACAGUGAUACAUUUUCAACAUUUCUUUGUAGUAAGGACACAGAUACCAUUUAUCUGUCAAAAACUGGUUUAGCCUUGCAAAGCGGCAGGCUGAUUUUACUUCAGUCAAAUGGGGAACACUUGUGUAUCCGCUCAUGCUUCAUGAGGAAACGCCUAGAAAAUUUGGAAUUGUUCUUAAAUCUUUUGUACAAUUUUCUUAAGAAGAAAAUCUGGUCAUAUGAGUGGUUCUUUUAUGAAACUCUGUAAUAUUGACUGUAAUUUGGAUCUCUAUCAGGUUUUGACAAAAGAAGAUGUUGGCCCAGCCUAUAGCCAGAUUAUAAAACAGAAAUUGGGUCAAACAGGAAGAUGUUUCGAAUUUUUUUGGUUUGUUCGGAUAACCAGAAUAAGAAGUGGGUAGUUAGCGUGAGCAGUGGGGGCUCCACCUACAGAGACUGUAUAACAGAUGAUCCAAGCACAUCGUGUGAUUAGAAGAUGAACAACCAAACAUUUCUUGCGAAGCGAUAUUACUUGGUCAUCAUAACAGCAGAUAUUGUUACAUUUUGAAUUAAUGCAUUUUAAGUAGAAAAACACAUCUGAAAAUGGGAAUAAAACAUUUUGACACAUACACCAUCCUGUCCAUAAAACCAGCAGAUUGUCCCAUCUGUCAAACUGAGGUUUCUUAUAGGCCUACACUUUUUAAUGUCUUGGUGAAACACUGUGUAAAUGAAUUUGCAUGUUUCUUGACUGCACAUGUUUACAGAAUGUGAAAUCAAAGAAAAGCAAAGUACUAAUGAGGUAGGUGUGCAAUGAAACUUAAUAUUAAGUGAAAUAUUCCUUUAGUGCCUGCUAAGACUGUUCCAGUGUGAAGGUAGACUGUCAUCUGAUAUAUAUUCAUCAUGGGAAUUGGAC